AUGCCUCCCACUACAUUCCCACAAUUUCCCUUUCUACCCCCCGAGCUCCGCCGCCAAGUCUGGUCUCUCGCCCUAGGCAAGCUCCGACCCGCACUAUACCCCUUCCGCAAAGACUGCUGGUGUCCGCGCCAACUCCGCGAAGGAGACGCCAACUACGACGCAAACGCAUCCUACAACAUUGAUAUCGAUCUGCGCCACGAGCUCCUCGACCACGUCCCACUACCACCACGUGCCCCCCGCGCCGUCAACCGCGAGACGCGGGUAAUCGCUAACGAGUGGCUCCGCGCGGAGAUGAAAACGGUGGAAAUCAAGCAGAGACAACUGCCGCCAUGGACGUUCAGCUCUACGGGGAAUGUAAUGUAUAUUGCGUCGGACCGGUUGUACGACUUUUGCAUGGGUCCCUGGGAUCGUCUGAAUGAGGCGGACGUUGAGGGGCAGAUUGUGUGCUUUCAGUAUCGGCUUGGGGCGGUGGCUGUGUCGGAGGUGAUGGUUCGUGAGAUGCCUGAGGAUUUGGUUGAGAUUCUGGACUGGAUGAAUUUGGUGGAGGUGCUGUAUGUUGUUGUUGGGGAGGAGCCGGAUCUGACUACUGUUGGGGUGAGGGUGAGGUGGAGGUGGGAGGUGGAUGGUGAUGGGAGAACGGGAUAUAUCUGGGAUAGUGAUGAUGAUGGGGGUGAGUUUCGGUGGGGAGAUGGGGAGAGAGCUGGGGGAGAGGAGCUGUGGGGGGAAAUUGAGAGGUUUGGGUGGGAGAUUGCAAAGUGGUGUAGGAGUAAUGGGGUUAAGCGAUUUCAGAUUAAGCCGGUUUAUGCUGUGCGGUGUGAGUGA
Aspergillus candidus is the source of this 822-nucleotide messenger RNA. RefSeq names its product 2EXR domain-containing protein. The transcript has a single exon. NCBI's taxonomy places the organism in Eukaryota, Fungi, Ascomycota, Eurotiomycetes, Eurotiales, Aspergillaceae. The coding region runs from base 1 to 822 and encodes 273 amino acids. The record is from RefSeq and is a predicted model, not a curated record.